Messenger RNA from Linum tenue, 4947 nucleotides. Lineage: Eukaryota; Viridiplantae; Streptophyta; Magnoliopsida; Malpighiales; Linaceae. The record is from the annotation of a GenBank genome assembly.
AUGGAAAGAUCGCCUCCUUCCUUCUUCCUCUCCUCCGCUUCCCUGAAUCUCUCCUCCCCGAUUCCCUCUCAGUCUGCUGCUGCUCUGAAUCGAUCAGCUUCUAAGCUCCAGCUACAGCUCUUUCUACCGCCUUUGGAGUUCCCGUCUGCUCAUUUGCUUCAAUCCUUUUCCUUUACGGUUUUAGUUGAGCAGUAUCGUUGGAGCUUUUCUGUUGCUACGGCGAUUCUCCCUGCUUUUGCGCGCCUGUGGAGCAUGACUGAAAGCUAUAGCAAUGCAAGUGCAAGCUCGACUUCAAGUUAUAAUAGCAGCGUCCCGGAUACAGAGGAUGAUCAGGUGAUAGCGAGCCUCUUAGCUGAAGAAGAAAAUGCUAAUGCUGGCAGACAGCUUGGAAAGAGGCUUUCUCAUUUGGAUUCUAUACCUCACACUCCUCGGGUUAAUGGUCAGAUUCCAGACGUGAAUGAUGCAACCUUAGAUCAUGUUCGGCUGUCUGGAAGGUUGAAUACAUAUGGUUUGGCAGAACUGCAGAUGGAGGGUGAUGGGAAUUGUCAGUUUCGGGCAUUAGCAGACCAGCUAUUUCGCAGUCCGGAUUAUCAUAAGCAUGUUAGGAAGCAAGUUGUUAAGCAGCUAAAGCACUUCAGAAAAAUGUAUGAAAGCCAUGUCCCGAUGAGGUACAGAAGCUAUGUAAACAAGAUGAAAAAAUCAGGGGAGUGGGGUGAUCACGUUACUCUACAAGCUGCUGCAGAUAGAUUUGAAGCCAAGAUCUGCUUAGUUACAUCUUUCCGUGACACUUGCUAUAUCGAGAUCAGGCCCAAAGACAAGCCUCCUGGCAGAGAGAUCUGGCUAAGCUUUUGGAGUGAAGUCCACUACAACUCACUGUACGCGAUCGGUGGUAAUCAACGUAUGUCCCCAGCAGAGCACCAAGGAAAAGGCAUUGGCUCUUCUGAUAUGUUUUUCCUUCCUGAAACUAUACUAUCCUGUCAUCCAUGCUUCAUUUCAUCGUCUACCCUCUGCACAUUUUGCAACCUCAGCAAUCGGAUUUUUCUCAGCAGCCACAAGCAGAGAAAUCUCACCUCCCAUCUCCUUCUCUUCCGGGGAGAAUGCGCGAUUCGCGAACCUGAUUCUGGGAAGGAGAGAAGAGGACUGAAGAGAGACUGUAGUGUCGGAUUAAGAUUAAAGCUCACAAUGAGGUCGACGAUUAUGAUCAAAUUGGGGCUGCUUCUAUGUUUUGUUUCCGCCAAUUUUGUAAUCCCUUCACAAUCCGCCGUCUCGAGCGUAGAUCUAGGUUCAGAAUGGAUGAAAGUAGCGGUAGUGAACUUGAAACCAGGUCAGAGUCCGAUCGCCGUCGCUAUCAACGAGAUGUCCAAGCGGAAAUCGCCGGCCUUAGUGUCGUUCAACUCGGGUACUCGUCUACUCGCUGAGGAAGCCGCCGGAAUCACCGCUCGUUACCCUAACAAAGUGUUCUCGCAGCUGCGGGACAUGAUCGGGAAAUCGUACAACGAUGUGAAGGGCGUUUUGGACUCAAUGUACCUGCCGUUCGAUGCAGUGGAGGAUUCCAGGGGAGCCGUUGCGUUCAAGGUGGACGAAGGUCAAGUUUACUCCGUUGAGGAAUUGUUGGCCAUGAUUUUGGGCUACGCGUCGAAUUUGGCAGAGGUCCAUGCUAAGUUACCUGUGAAAGAUGCCGUCAUUAGUGUGCCGCCGUAUUUUGGGCAGGCGGAGAGGAGAGGGCUGAUUCAGGCAGCUCAGUUGGCUGGGAUGAACGUUCUUACUCUGAUAAAUGAACACUCUGGUGCGGCAUUGCAGUAUGGGAUUGAUAAGGAUUUCUCGAAUGGGUCGAGAUAUGUGAUAUUCUAUGAUAUGGGUUCAAGUAGUACUUAUGCAGCACUUGUGUAUUAUUCGGCGUACAAUGCCAAGGAGUUUGGGAAGACUGUGUCCAUUAACCAGUUUCAGGUUAAGGAUGUUAGAUGGAAUUCAGAGCUUGGAGGUCAGAACAUGGAAAUGCGGUUGGUGGAGUUUUUCGCUGAUGAAUUCAAUAAGCAGGUUGGAAAUGGAGUUGAUGUGCGCAAGUCUCCCAAGGCAAUGGCUAAACUGAAGAAGCAGGUUAAGCGGACAAAGGAAAUUUUGAGUGCAAAUAUAGCAGCUCCGAUUUCGGUUGAGUCUCUCUACGACGAUCGCGAUUUCAGGAGCUCCAUUACACGGGAGAAGUUUGAAGAGUUAUGCGGUGAUUUAUGGGAUAAAUCCCUAGUCCCCAUCAAAGAAGUAAUAAAGCAUUCAGGUUUGAAGGUGGAUGAGAUAUCCGCCGUGGAACUUAUUGGAGGUGCUACAAGAGUGCCAAAGUUACAGGCUAAGAUUCAGGAACUUCUUGGAAGAAAUGAGCUGGACAAGCAUCUGGAUGCAGAUGAAGCUAUAGUUCUUGGAGCAGCAUUGCAUGCUGCAAAUCUAAGCGAUGGUAUCAAAUUGAAUCGUAAGCUAGGAAUGAUUGAUGGUUCUUCAUAUGGAUUGGCUGUUGUACUGGAUGGCCCAGAUUUCAAAGAUAGGCAGUCACUGGUGCCUAGGAUGAAAAAGGUCCCCAGUAAGACGUUCAGAUCCAUUGUCCUUAACAAAGAUUUUGAAGUUUCACUUGAAUACGAGUCUAAUGAACUCUUACCGCCCAGCAUCAGUUCUCCAGUGUUUGCACAAUAUUCCGUGUCUGGUCUCACGGAGGCGAGUGAGAAGUAUUCAUCACGAAAUCUUUCCUCCCCAAUAAAGGCAAAUCUGCAUUUUUCACUCAGCAGGAGUGGGGUUCUCUCUUUGGACCGAGCAGACGCUCUCGUGGAGAUAUCAGAAUGGGUGGAAGUCCCAAUAAAAAAGAACCUCACUGCUGAAACUAUCACAAACUCUUCAAGCAGUACUCCAGAGACUGGUACUGAUAAGGGGGCUGCUGAGAAUACCACAACGAGUUCUGCUACUGAGAAUUCUUCAGAAGGAAGUAAUGAAACGGCAGGCAGUGAAUCUAACUCAGAUGUCAAAGAACCAAUCACCACCAAAGUGGCUACUGAGAAGAAGCUCAAAAAACGAACAUUCAGGGUUCCACUGAAGAUCACUGAGAAGACAGCAGGUCCAGGAAAGCCUCUUUCAGAAGAAUCUCUGGCUGAAGCUAAAAGAAAGCUGGAAGAAUUGAACAAGAAAGAUGCAGAGCGGCGAAGAACUGCAGAAUCGAAAAAUAACUUGGAAGGAUAUAUUUACUCAACAAAAGAAAAGCUUGAAACAGACGAGGAGUUUGAGAAGAUAUCGACAAGUGAAGAACGCCAAUCUUUCGUUGAAAAGCUUGACGAGGUUCAAGACUGGCUAUAUACUGAUGGUGAAGAUGCAACUGCCAGUGAGUUUGAGAAACGAAUGGAUUCUUUGAAAACCACUGGCGACCCAAUAUUUUUCCGAUAUAAGGAGCUAUCAGAUCGGCCAGGUGCAACUAAACUUGCUAGGAAGUACCUCACUGAGCUGAAACAGAUUGUAGAAGGUUGGGAGGCAAACAAACCUUGGCUCCCUAAGGACAGAAUAACUGAGGUUCUGAAUGAUGGCGAAAAGUUGAAGAGUUGGCUUGAUGAGAAGGAGGCAGAGCAGAAGCAGACUUCUGCUUCUAGCAAACCGGCCUUCACAUCUGAAGAAGUGUACACCAAAGUAUUUAAGUUGCAAGACAAGGUUACCAGCAUUAACAAAAUUCCAAAGCCGAAACCUAAAGUGGAGAAGACCAAGAAGAACGAAACAGAGGAGCCUAAGAAAGCCGAGACAGAAGAAGAUCCCAAGAAGACCGAGGCAACUGAAGAGCCUAAGACGGCUGCAGAGGAAGCCACUAGCGAGAAGGAUACUGCAGAUACCCAGGCACACGACGAGUUGUGAUUCGAUCAGAAACCAGUAACCACUGCUGCGCGUAUUAGGAACAAUGCCGGUCAUCGGCUGGUCUCCAGAGCCAAACUCAAAUCAACAGUAAGAGAAGAUAGAGAAGGUAACGAUGCAUUUGCUGGAUUAUAUGAAUGGGAGAGCUUGAAAAGCUUUCUCAUCCUGAGGAUUCGUCUCGCACCGUUCUAUUCCCUUUUUCUGCUAGUUUUCCACACAAUAGCUGCAAGGUGUAGAGGGCCAUAGUGGAACAGUAGGUUUGUCUCUGGACUCUGGGAAUUUUGGUAAGCUUUAACAGUCUCAUUUUUGCUCUCCAUUGUAGGAAGAGACUAAUACAUGUAAACAAAGCACAAUGAUGACAAUCUCUUUUUGGUAGUGUAGCACUAGCUAAGAGUUACGAAGCAGUCAUUUUGGAAGCUUAGGUUAUCUAGCCUUCAUUGGGCCUAAAUGUUGAGCCCGAUUUCAGCCCUAGACGAGUACUUCAACAGGUCAUUCCUUUUUCCGUUCGGACUUAGGACUAGGUUUUCCCCUGUAUGCCUCCUCGUCGUUCUAUAUAACAGUAGGGUUCCGGCGGUCGGAUUUUACUGUUAAUCCUUACUUUACUCCACAUCAUGGACAGGCUAAGCAACCUUUCCGACGACAUUCUACGCCACAUCCUCUCCUUCCUCGUCGACAUAGAAUCCGCCGCUCGAACCAGCACUCUGUCCGGGAGAUGGAGACCCUUGUGGAAGGACGUCCCCGUCCUCCACCUCUACUCGAGCACUUUCCCCUCCACCGGCAACUUCAAGCACAAGUUGGCCCCCCUCCGAUCCCACCGCGGGACCUGCGCCCACAUCAGCUUCAUCAGCUCCGGCAAGGAAGAAGAGUAUGCUAUCAUAGUAGGAAGAAAGAAGCCCGACCGUCAUGCUAGUAUUGGGGAGGGUGUCGUUGACGUGUUCGACAAGGCACUGGAACGCUGUGGUUCCCUCCGGGCUAUGUCAUUCCGCAAAUGGUUUCUAUGUGGUGACUUGGGUCGCAUGGCGUCCUCCAUCGCCCGUCACCAUCACAGCGAACCUCUCGAGGCUCUCGAGCUCGUGG